Jatropha curcas is the source of this 1341-nucleotide messenger RNA. RefSeq names its product non-intrinsic ABC protein 3 (gene ABCI17). Gene Ontology annotation, molecular function: ATP hydrolysis activity; ATP binding; phosphate transmembrane transporter activity. Gene Ontology annotation, biological process: phosphate ion transmembrane transport. Gene Ontology annotation, cellular component: membrane. NCBI's taxonomy places the organism in Eukaryota, Viridiplantae, Streptophyta, Magnoliopsida, Malpighiales, Euphorbiaceae. The record is from RefSeq and is a predicted model, not a curated record.
UCAAUUUUCCUUCAUGGGAAGUGAAUCAAAACCCAUGAAUCGAAUUUCAAAAAAAUCAAAAUCAAAACCGAACCAGCGUUGGUACGGCUCAAAUUUUCGGUUAUAACCGAGAUAUGCUUACUCCGACUUGCUGCAAUUUUGGACUGUUGAAAUUGCCACUGUGUCAUUGUCCGUACGACACCAGUUAUUACUUGUUAGUGGUCAACGCUCUCAAUAGUGUCAUCGUCUGGUGAAGUGAAGACUAGAGGUAGGCUUUUCUGCUAUUGAUUGACUGACAAAAGGACUCUGCACUCUGUUUCUCUGCUCAUGCAACCUUCAUCUAUGGCUUUGGGUUCAAUUUUGCAAUCACAGACCUCUCUAGAUGGGGACCCUCGAGAGCAUUUAUUUACUGUGGACGAUUUUGAAUCGGAUAUCGGCGGUUCUCAAAUCAAGUUCCGGAUAAAGAAUUUGAUAAAGAAAUCGGAUGCUGGAGUAACUAUUCUUAACGGAAUUAAUUUGGAUAUACCUAAAGGAGUUAUUGUUGGAAUCAUUGGCCCUAGUGGUAGCGGCAAAUCUACGCUUUUGAGGUCGCUUAACCGCCUAUGGGAACCUCCGUCUGGUACCGUGUUUCUCGACGGCCGUGAUAUCCGGGAUCUUGAUGUUCUUGGCCUCCGCCGUAGGGUUGGCAUGCUCUUCCAGGUUCCGGCUCUGUUUGAAGGUACGGUUGCUGAUAAUAUAAGGUAUGGACCACAAUUGAGGGGGAAGAAACUUACUGACCAUGAGGUUCACAAGUUGCUUAAACUUGCUGACCUUGAUUCUACUUUUCACAAAAAGAAUGGUAGUGAAUUAUCUGUAGGUCAAGCUCAAAGGGUUGCACUUGCAAGAACCCUAGCUAAUGAACCAGAGGUUUUGCUACUAGAUGAACCCACGAGCGCCUUGGAUCCAAUAUCAACGCAAAACAUUGAGGAUGUUAUCGUGAAACUAAAAGAAAACCGGGGAAUGACAGUUGUGAUGGUUUCUCAUAGCAUCAAACAGAUACAGAGGGUUGCUGAUGUGGUUUGCCUUGUUGUAAAUGGAGAAGUUGUUGAAGUUUUGAAGCCAAAUGAACUAUCAGAAGCCAAGCAUCCCAUGGCACAAAGGUUUCUUCAACUAAGCAAUUGAGACUUUGUGCUGUAGUACACUUUAUUUCUUCUCUUCAUGUUUAGGAAUAUUAUCCUUCAGACUGUUUCUACAAAUUUCAGUCUGUAAUACUUUGAUGCGUCACCUAGAAAUGCCUAGAAUACAUUGCUUUCAAUUGUUACUGUUAUACCAUAUACUGCUCAGAAAGCAAAGUCAUAAAAUCGAUGUGCGAAAUUACAGCCA